Messenger RNA from Kogia breviceps (pygmy sperm whale), 1031 nucleotides. The record is from RefSeq and is a predicted model, not a curated record. Lineage: Eukaryota; Metazoa; Chordata; Mammalia; Artiodactyla; Physeteridae.
GCGAACAAGAAGGCGGGAAAAGACGGAAUGGAGCGGCAGGGACGCUGGCCGUGCUCACAGGUGGACAUGCCCCAGGUAGAGUGCAAGGACCAGGAGCCACAGCUGUUGGGGGAGAGCCAGGAGCAGCAGCAAGGCGAGGAGAGCCGCGAAGAGGAGGCUGGUCGAGGGCCAGCUAGAAGUCAGGUUUCUAGCCCCUCUAUCGCCACCUCCAGUGCCAACCGCCAGCUGAUGAUGCUGGAAGGGAAGUCAGGACCCUACUUCUCCUCUCUGGACUCGAGCAUCAACAUCCUGAAGAAGAGGGCCCAGGAGCUGAUCGAAAACAUCAACGAGAGCAGGCAGAAGGACCAUGCCCUCAUGACCAACUUCAGAGACAGCCUCAGGAUCAAGGUUUCAGACCUGACAGAGAAGCUAGAGGAGAGGAUGUAUCAGAUUUAUAAUAACCACAACAAGAUCAUUCAGGAAAAGCUCCAAGAGUUCACCCAAAAAAUGGCAAAGAUCAGUCACCUGGAAACAGAGCUCAAAGAAGUGUGCCACACGGUGGAGACUGUGUACAGAGACCUGUGCGGCCAGCCUGAGGCUACUACUUUGGAAGAAGAACAGACCCACAAAGACAGCGAAUGCUGACGGCUGCCAGGAGAGCCUCCCUUAGUGACAGCCACCAAGGAAAGGCUCAGAAGCCACCAUUCUGGCCAUGCUGAGAAAAUUGUUUUUCCGAGUUCUGUAAUGCAUCUUGGCAAAAACUGACCGACCAACCAACCCAAAGCUCCUUGUGCCAGGCCCAAAACUGCAGCGACUCCAGCCCCCACCAUGGGCCAAGCUUUGGUGCUCCCCGAUUCACCUGACCCCAACCCCACAUGGUUGAUUAAACAUUUGAUUUUCAACCCAGCCAUGCUUUCUUCCCACAGAGGUGGAAAGAGCUGAUGAGCUCUGCAGAAAUGGAUCAGGCCCUUUCUCACCCACAGGAGGAAUGGGAAAGCAAACAUCAGACAAUUAGUUGCCUGUCCCAGAUGAUCCCCCAUCCGAGAGCCACC